GAUCAUGACCUGAGCCGAAGGCAGCGGCCUAACCCACUGAGCCACCCAGGCGCCCAUUAAAUUAUCUUUUGUGCUUGCCCAAGGCCUGGUAGGGAUGUGUGAAGAGGUCCCUGUUCUUAGAGUAGGGGGUGUGUGUUGUGGGGGAGGGGCAACAAUGAUAAACAAGAGAAGGAUCCAUUCCAAUGUGGUGUGAAAAGUACAUUGAAAGAAAGAAAUAGAGGAAGAGGGCCUGGUCUAGCCUGGAGUAGGGGUCAGGGGAGCUUCCCAGGAACUUGCUGGCGGAAGGGGCUGGAGUGCCCACCAGACAAGAAGGCUGUUUGUGAUACAGGAGUCACUUGGGGUCUGGGAGGGGACACCCCCUGGUGGAAGGCAGAGUCUUCAGGGGAACCCCCAGAGGGAGGCCAGGGGUCCUCCCAGUGUGCAAAGAGAGCACAGAGGUGCUCCAGGUUUCCUGGGCUCUGACUCUCCUGGGAGGCCUGGAGGAAGGAGAGGCUGGGGAAAGUCAGCUGCACUGAAAGAUCCAGACAGAAAGUGGGUGCAGAGUGAAGGUCAGAAUCCUGAACAAAGUCCCCAGAAGGCUGCCUGGAGAAGUGGCUGCUGAGAAGGGCACUAAAGAUGCCUCUGAUGGGGGGGCGGGGUGGGAGCAGGUGGUAGAGGCCUCUCUCUAAAUUUAGGGGCAGAACAAGCAGGAAUGAGAAGGGACCAGAGCUGGGGAAGCAGGGUGAGGGGAGCUGGGCCUGUGUCUCCUCUGUCGUCCACCUCCUCCCUGCCACCUCUGCGUCAAGGGACUGUAUGCUGCUCUGAAGGGAAACCAGCAGGGUCCCAGGACUUGGGAAGGGACAGGGGUAGGGCAGCUGUGAAGGGAAGAGCCGGAGGAAGGGAAGGCAGUGGAGGAAGGCGGGCGGCCCUUCUGAGAGGAAGAGGGGAAAGUGGCAGGUCAGGGAAGACUGAGGGCCCAGCUCUGGAGAGAUUGUGGAGGGGACAUUUAGGCCAACACAGGAUCACAUUGCACUGGUGACCUUUCCAUUUGCUGCGGGAACAGAAAUCCUUGAAGGGAACUGUAUAGGAGGUCUGCCUGAGCCUGGAACGGCGUCAGGAGGAUCAGGGCUGAGCCAGUAUCACAAGCCAGAGCCAGGAUGGCAGGACCUGCUUGCAGCACACACACACACACACACAGGCGCGCGCCCACGCUCAUUGCAGUCUGUCCAAUGGGCUGCUCACCUUGGCAGGGCUCCCGGGGGUCCUCUGGGGAGAAAGAAGGCUUGGUGCCCAGAGAAGGGAUGGGAGCGUCAGAAGGAGGUGGUUUGGGGUGGAUCCCUUUUAGGUGCUGUUUUAAAGUUCCUGGGUCUGGUGGAGGGGGGCGGGGAAAGCUUGGAGUACAGGGCGUGGCAUGAGGUUGGGGUUGCAUAUUUCUGGUAGAUCCAUGGGUUUCCAUGGAUCUUCCCAGGACCUGGGGCUAGAAGGAGGGAGGCUGUGGGAACUGUAGCUCAAGGGAUCCACUGCCUUCGCUGAGGCAAAGGCUGCCGGAGCCCUAAGCCCUGAGUGCGGGAAGCCUGCUUAUGAAUGUUUGAAAAUGCAUCUGUGCGUACCUGCGGGGGAAUUGGGACGUCGCCGGCUCUAGAGAUCUGUUCCGUUCUACAAGCUGUUUUUGAGUGCUUGCUGUGUACAGGAGGGGGCCCCAAGGCCGGGCCAGGAAGUGCUGUCUACUGACUGACCACCAGAUGUUGUGGCCCAGGCAGUGGUAACGUGGUAACGGUGAAGGAUGCCGCAGGUCCUGGAGCGUGCAGAGGGCUGCUGGGCCUGGGUGGUGCUGCUGGCCUCCCUGGUGACCCAGGGCCUCACUCUGGGCUUCCCCACAUGCACUGGCAUCUUCUUCACUGAACUACAGCAUGAGUUCCAGGCCAGCAACAGUGAGACCUCAUGGUUCCCCUCCAUCCUGACAGCCAUGCUCCACGCUGGGGGACCCCUGUGCAGCAUCCUGGUGGGACGCUUUGGCUGCCGAGUGACGGUGAUGCUGGGGGGCGCACUGGCCAGCCUGGGCAUGGUAGCAGGCUCCUUCUGCCGCACCCUUAGCCAGCUCUACCUCACAGCAGGAUUCAUCACAGGCCUGGGCAUGUGCUUCAGCUUCCAGUCGAGCAUCACCGUGCUGGGCUUCUACUUCCACCACCACCGGGCUCUGGCCAACGCUCUGGCUUCGGUGGGCGUCUCCCUGGGCAUCACGCUCUGGCCACUGCUCUCCCGCUACCUCCUGGAGGACCUGGGCUGGAGGGGCACCUUCCUUGUCUUCGGCGGCGUUUUUCUCCACUGCUGCGUCUGUGGGGCCAUCCUGAGGCCCGUGGCCCCCAGCGUGGCCCCUGAGACCACAGAAGCGCCCCCCCCACCUUCCAAGACUCCUGCUCCCGGCUACCUGGCAGCGUGUGGUCGGGCCAUCCAGCGCCACCUGGCCUUUGAUAUCCUGCGGCACAACGCGGGCUACCGAGUGUACACGCUGGGCGUUAUGUGGAUGAUCCUGGGCUUCCCGCUGCCGCACGUCUUCCUGGUGCCGUACGCCAUGUGGCACGGGGUGGACGAACACAGGGCGGCCCUGCUGAUCUCCAUCAUUGGCUUUAGCAACAUCUUCCUGCGGCCCAUGGCCGGGCUGGUGGCGGGCCGGCGCGACUUCGCGGGCCACCGGAAGUACCUGUUCAGCCUGGCAGCCCUGCUCAACGGCCUCACCAACCUGGUGUGCGCCGCGUCGGCCGACUUCCGGGUGUUGGUGGGCUACUGCUUGCUGUACAGCGUGUCCAUGAGCGGCGUCGGAGCCCUCAUCUUCCAGGUCCUCAUGGACAUCGUCCCCAUGGAUCGGUUCUCUAGCGCCCUGGGCCUCUUCACCGUCCUGGAGAGCGUCUCCAUCCUCAUCUCCCCGCCCCUGGCUGGGCUCCUCCUGGACACCACCGACAACAACUUUAGCUACGUUUUCUACAUGUCAAGCUUCUUCCUUAUAUCAGCUGCCCUCUUCAUGGGUGGCAGCUUCUGUGCCCUGCAGAAGAAGGAGAGGCCAGGCAAGCCGGCCGAGGCAGAAGGAGCCAUCACGGAGGUGCCCUCAGAGCAGGGCCUCAUGGUGGAGGACUCACGUGGUUCCAAGAAGCAGCUGUACACCGAGGUCAUGUAUGUGACCAGCGUCUGAGCCCUGAGGUCCAUGAGUGACCACUGCUGCAGCCCAGGAAUGUGAUGUCCAGCUGCCAGGGGCUGGGGUGAGGGGCUGCCCAGGAAGCCCGAAGCCAGAAGCCGCCCUAGGCUCUGCACACUGGGACUCAGCCAGGAGCUGGGACCCUGGAGGCUGGCCUCCAAUGACUCAGAGCUCCUUCCAACCAGCAGAUCCAGGAGCAGGUCCUCCUGACUUUUUCUCUGGGGCACCAGCAUACCUGGAGCCUAGGAAAGUGAGUCUAAACCCUGCUUGGGUCUGUCACAGCCGGCUCAGCCCAGUGGGCUGCCCAGUACUGUUGCUGCCACCUGACACACUGGACCCUGCAGUCUAGCCUGGAUGUCUCCGAUGUGAUCUCUUUGUCCUUCUUCGGCCUCCAGACAGUUCCAGAGAGUUCACUCCUCCUCCAAGGCUCUCUGCUCCCUUUCUUCCCAAGGGCCUGGGCACAGGUUGUUGGGCCUCAUGCUGACUGGAACCUUGGGAAGAAGAACCCCCUGAAAGAAUGAGCUGGGACCAGCAGUGGUGGACAGCCAGGCUGAGGGGUUGGCAUGGACACAGGACACGGACAGAUUAACGGUUGGGGAGAGGACCCAACCUGGUGUCUGGGCGAAGGACUGGAGGGCAGCCCUUGGCAUGGGUCCUAGAAUCACUGAAGUCUGAGGGGUCCCCUGCACUCAGCUGUGCCUGCUGUAAGGUCUCCCUCCCUCCUGUGCCCCUGCCUUGUAUCUUGGUCAUAAAGCUGCGUGGUGGCGUGGGGGAAAGCCUGACAUUUGAGUGAGCAGGGGAGCAGAAGAAUUGCUAGGCAGGGCAGGAGACCUCUGGGAAAAUGGAGCUGUUUUGCAACAGAAGUCUUCUCUCCCUCUCUUGCCCUCCUCUCCCUACUGUGUCAGAGGUGUCCACCCUAGGGUAAGUAGCUGGCUGGGCCAGCUGCCAAUCCACCUCCACUCCCCAGGGGGCUUCUGCCUGUGGUGUGGAGGUCAGUGCUCCCCACACACAUACUCUUUUUUUCUGGCAAGGUUCCUGAGGUCAUCACUUGGGGGCUGGCUGUCAUCAGCCCAAGCUUGUCCCAGCAGGGUACCACCUGAGGCAAUGGAAACACAGAGUUUGUUUGAAUAACAGACAAAAAUCGUUCCUGCAGCAGGUUAUAAACCCCGUGAACUAAUGAAGCUCGAAAACAGGCCUUGAGUACUCCCUUCCCUCCCCCUUUAGUUCUCCCUGCUCAGCAGGCUCUGCUGUGACCCAAGGCCUUGUUUGUUGAUUCAGGCUCAACCAGGCUCCAACAAGAAAGCCUUAUCAGGAAAAUAAAAUUUUAUUUGCUUGACCUGA
Neogale vison (American mink) is the source of this 4510-nucleotide messenger RNA. It is a transcript of the gene SLC16A5, whose product is annotated as solute carrier family 16 member 5. The transcript is spliced from 6 exons. Gene Ontology annotation, molecular function: monocarboxylic acid transmembrane transporter activity. Gene Ontology annotation, cellular component: membrane. NCBI's taxonomy places the organism in Eukaryota, Metazoa, Chordata, Mammalia, Carnivora, Mustelidae. The record is from RefSeq and is a predicted model, not a curated record. The coding region runs from base 1763 to 3166 and encodes 467 amino acids. Gene Ontology annotation, biological process: monocarboxylic acid transport; transmembrane transport.